AUGGGUUUUAUGGCGGCAUUACAACAGGCUAGCGUGUUGAAGGCCAUCGUUUCUUCCCGGUGUUUGUCCGACUAUCGGGAUUUGUUCAACCUUCGCCAUUUAGUCUGUCGAUGGUGUAGCGCCACCCAUACCUUCCUUAUUUCUUGCGACAAGAUCACUGUGACCUUAGAGGAUAUGGCGAAUCAACUAUUGCUACCUAUUCUCAGUGAUACGGACCCAAAUGAUAUUGAGCUUUCCACCGAGGAGGAGGUCAUGGAGGUCGAGUUGAAGAAAGGGAUAAGUGGGAACGCAAAGUUGUCUCACUGGGUUGGUGCUUUCUCCAAGGCUUCCACCGCCAUCUGCCAUGCCGCCUUUGUCACGUUUUGGCUUUCCAUAAAGAUUUCUGCUGGAGUGAGUCUGCCAUUGGCCCUUAUGUUUUUGGGUCAUUUGUAUGUACAACUGGAUAUUCUGCAAAGUGAUGAGAGGCAGGCAGGUUCCUGCCAUAUAGUUACUACCUCUGCCCACAGUACCAUAUUACAGCACCUGCUGUGGGAGCUUUGUGCUAGGCAUUUGGCUAAGUGCAAGUCAGUCUACUUUGCCAAGGAUAAAUACCAGUCUUGUUCAAAGGUUGGGUUGAAGCCGUUUGGGAACCCUAUUGUAAAGUUCUUUGAUAAGGGAGUUGGCUUUUCUUGGAGAGCUUAUAGAUAUUUAAGUAGUGGAUUCACUUGUGCUGAUUUGGCUAUGGACCCUUUUAUGGCCACUAUUGGGACCACUACCAUGUUGACUGCUUUUGAUGGAAGGGGGAUUAUAUACUUAGCAGCCACUAAUGCUGGGUGGUUGCCUUAUCUGACUGAUGAGGGUAUUUGCUAUGUUCAUUAUUCUGCCAACAGAGUGAAGAGGCAAUUUGGACUUGAUCAGGACAUACCCAAUGACUUCACUACUAUCCUAGAGUCCACUACUUCUGUCCGGCCUUUCUUGUGCCCUAGUGCCUUCGAGUUUUGGAGCAGGCACUUCACAGCAGUCAUUAUUCCGAGUUCUUAG
This is a messenger RNA of Quercus robur (English oak), 1020 nucleotides long. RefSeq lists its product as uncharacterized. Lineage: Eukaryota; Viridiplantae; Streptophyta; Magnoliopsida; Fagales; Fagaceae. Gene Ontology annotation, biological process: meristem maintenance; meristem development. Bases 1 to 1020 code for a protein of 339 amino acids. The record is from RefSeq and is a predicted model, not a curated record. The transcript is spliced from 3 exons.